AAGACCUGAAUCUGUAUCUAUCUUAUUUCUUCUCUCCCGCAGCAAUGCUGGAGAUUUAGCGGCUCUUUGUCUUAUUUUCUGCUCUUUCUCUUUCUGUGUUCCAAUUUUUGUUUUCGUCUCCUUUCAUUGAAGCUCUUUUUGCAGCAACCAUGGCGUCUAGAACCAAAACCGGCUUGAUGGAGACUCCUCGUAGUAAACCAUCGCCACCACCUCCUCGAGUCAGUAAACUCAGUGGUUCUAAAUCCGAUGGCAAUUCGGCUUCGUCGGUGCCAAAUACUCGUCUCUCGCUUGACCGUUCUCCUCAAACAGUUAACUCAAAGCCUGCUCGGACUUCUAGAGUUCCUACACCCGAGAAAGUGCAGUCACGGUUGGUAAAAGGGUCGGAGCUUCAGGCGCAGUUGAAUCCAAUUCAGGAGGACUUAAAGAAAGCUGAGGAGCAAAUAGCAUUGCUCAAGAAAGAUAAAGCUAAAGCCAUAGAAGAUCUUAAAGAAUCCGAGAAACUUGCGGAAGAAGCCAAUGAGAAACUCAGAGAGGCAUUCGCAGCUCAGAAACAAGCUGAGGAGAGUUUCGAGAUGGAGAGAUUCCGAGCUCUUGAGCUGAAACAGGCUGGACUUGAAGCCGUUCAGAAAAAGGAAGAGACUUCGAGGAACGAGCUAGAGUCUAUCAGAAGCCAGCACGCGUUGGACAUCUCAGCUCUCCUCUCUACCACAGAAGAACUCCAGAGGAUGAAGAAUGAACUGGCUAUGACCGCUGAUGCUAAAAACAAGGCGCUAACCCAUGCUGAGGAAGCGACGAAGAUUGCUGAAAUCCAGGCUGGGAAGGCCGAGAUCCUUUCUUCUGAAUUAGGCCGGUUAAAGGCAUUACUCGGUUCAAAGGAAGAAAAGGAAGCUAUUGAAGGUAACGAGACCGUGUCUAAACUAAAGUCUGAAAUUGAAGUCUUGAGAGGAGAGCUUGUCAAAGUCAGUGCCCUUGAGAAUAGUAUUAAAGAGAAAGAAGGAUCAAUUGAACAACUUAACGUUGAACUAGAAGCUGUUAAAAUGGCUGAAUCUUCCGCCAAUAUUUUAGCAGAAGAAUGGAAGAACAAGGUUCAUGAACUUGAGAAACAAGUUGAAGAAUCAAAUAGAUUGAAGACAUUUGCUUCAGAAUCUAUGGAAUCAGUUAUGAAGCAGCUUGCUGAAUGUAAUCAGGUGCUGCAUGAGACGAAGUCAGAUAAUGCUGCACAAAUAGAAAAGAUUGAGUUGUUAGAAAUAAAAAUUGAAGCGCAGAAAAAUGAUCUAGAGGAAUAUGGACAACAAGUUUGCCUCGCAAAAGAAGAAGCUUCGAAGAUGGAAAAACUUAUUGAAUCAAUAAAAUCUGAACUUGAGACCUCCCAAGAGGAAAAAAGUAGGGCCUUGGACAACGAAAAGGCUGCAACGUCAAAUAUUCAGAAUCUACUGAAUGAAAAGACAGAACUUUCAGUAGAGUUGGAACGCUGUACGAUGGAAGAAGAGAAGAGCAAGAAAUAUAUUGAGACCUUAGUGUCAGCUUUGCAGGAAGCAUCGACUGAAGCAAGGGAAGUGAAAGAGAAGCUCUUAGCAUGUCAAGUGGACAUCAAGCAGUGUGAAGCCCAGGUUGACAGAUUAAAGUUAGAUUCAAAGGAGACAAAUGAAAAGUACGAAAAAAUGCUUGAGGAUGCAAGAAAUGACAUUAGUAGUCUGAAAAGUGCUUUACAUAGCAUCCACAGCGAGUUUGAGAAGUCUAAGGCUGAGUGGGAACAGAAAGAGCUUCAUUUGAUGGAUUGUGUAAAGAAAUCAGAAGAAGAAAAUUCGUCUUUACACGUAGAAGUAAGCAAGUUGGUGAAUUCGCUCAAUGAAAGUGAAGAAUAUGCACGUGCAAGUAAGGAGGAAGAAGCCAAUCUAAAUAAUAAUCUUAAAGAGGCUGAAGGGGAGAUAAAAUAUCUACAGGAAACACUUGGAGAAGCAAAAGCUGAAAGCAUGAACAUGAAAGAGAGCUUGUUAGACAAAGAAGAUGAGCUAAAGAAUGUCAUUGCAGAAAAUAUCAGCCUUAGAGAAUGGGAAAGUUCUGUACUUGAGAAAAUCGAGGAGUUGUCAAAGGUAAAAGAAAGCUUGUCUGACAAAGAAACCAAGCUGUUGAGCAUUACUCAAGAAGCUGAGGAGCUGAAAGUAAGGGAGGCUUCUCAUACGAAGCAGAUUGAGGAGUUGUCAAUGGCAAAUGGAAAAUUGGUUGAUAACAUAACCAAAUUGCAUAGUAUUAUUCAAGAAAGUGAGGAUCUCAGAGAAAGGGAAGCUUCUUAUUUCAAGAAGAUUGAGGAGUUAUCAGUGGCGAAUGAGAGCCUGGUUGAUAACAUAACCCAUCUACACAGCAUUACUCAAGAAAGUAAGGAUCUCAGAGAAAGGGAAGCUGCUUAUCUCAAGAAGAUUGAGGAAUUGUCAGCCGCAAAUGAGAGCUUGCUUGAUAAAGAGAUCAAACUGAAGUGCAUUGAUCAAGAAUCUGAUGAGCUCAGAGGUAGGGAGGCUGCUCAUUUGAAGAAGAUUAAGGAGCUAACAAAGAUGAAUGAGUGCUUGGUUGAUAUGCAGAAUGUUUUUCAAGAAAGCGAGGGUCUCAGAGAAAGGGAUGCUGCUUAUCUUAAGAAGAUUGAGGAAUUGUCAAUAGCGAAUGGGAGCUUGGCUGAUAACAUAACCAAUCUGCAAAAAAUUUCUGAAGAAAGUAAGGAGCUCAGAGAAAGAGAGACUGUAUUCCUUAAGAAGACCGAGGAGUUGUCACUGUUGAAUGAAAACUUAGUUGAUAAAGAGACCAAAUUGCAAACAGUUGUUCAAGAAAACGAGGAAUUGAGAGAAAGAGAGUCGGCGUAUCUUAAAAAGAUUGAGGAGUUUUCGAAGUUGCAUAAACUCUUUGCUGAUAAGGAAUCCAAACUCCAGAGUUUUAUUCAUGAAAAUGAAGAGCUCAAAGAAAGGGAGACUGCUUAUCUUAAGAAGAUUGAGGAGUUGUCAAAGGUGCAAGAGGAUCUUCUUAUUAAAGAAAAUGAGUUGGAUGGUUUGGUUGUGGAGAUUGACGACCUUAGAUCCAAGGACUCUCUAGCACAAAAGAGGAUAGAAGAUUUAUCAAAUUUUAAUACUAGUUUUCUAGUUAAAGAGAAUGAGUUACAGGCUGUCGUUUGCGAAAACGAGGAGCUGAAGUCGAAGGAGGUUUCAUCAUUAACGACAAUAGACAAGCUGUCAGAUCUUAGACAAAGUUUGCUUCAUAAAGAAAAGGAGCUGAAGGCUGCAAUUGUUGAAAAUGAGAAGCUCAAGGCUGGAGCAGCCUCAUCCCUUCAGAGGAUUGAAGAAUUGACAAAUCUUAAACAGAGUUUGCUUGAUAAGCAGAACGAAUUGCAGGGUGUAUUUCAUGAAAACGAGGAGCUCAAAGCCAAGGAGGCUUCGUUAUUGAAAAAGAUUGAUGAGUUGUUACAUCUUGAGCAAAGUUGGCUUGAUAAGGAAAGUGAAUUUCAAAGAGUUACUCAAGAAAACGAAGAGCUUAAAACGCGGGAAUCUUUAUCAGCAAGGAAAAUAGAGGAGUUGUCGAAGCUGAAAGAGAAUUUACUAGAGAGAAAAAACGCGUUGCAGAAUGUAAUCCUGGAGAAUGAUGAGCUGAAGGGUAGGGAAGCUGCCUCUCUUCAGAAAAUGGAGGAAUUAUCAAAGAUUCUAGAGGAAGUCUCUCCCAUCAAAGAGAGACCAGAUCUUGGAAACGGCGAGCUCACCAACAUCGGAAACGAUUAUGACGUAAUUCAGUUUUCCGAAGUAAACGGUCCUGGGCGUGCCAAGGAGAAGACAAAGACGACUGAUACUUUUCAUAACAGAAGCAGGAAACAUAUGAUGCAAGAAAGUCCUAUGGAAGCUAUUGAUAAACAUUUAAUGGGUGAAAGAAAAGCAACUCAUAAAGUAGCUCACAGAAUUGAAGGAGAAGGAAAAGUAGAGAAAGACGGUGUGGAGUCUGAAUUCAAGAUGUGGGAGAGCUACACGAUAGAAAGAAGCGAAAUAUCUCCAGAGAGAGAGACUGAGCUCGACUUUGUUCAAGAGGAAGUUGAGUCGAAAGCUGAAGGAAGUGAGAACUUGGAUCAAUUCAGCAAUGAUUUAUCUUCAGACCACACUGAAGACUCUGGAUCUGCUCUUAAAGGAACAACAUAUGAAGAAGAAGAAACCAUUGCUCCGGAAAUUCGGUAACCUGCUUAAAAAGAAGAGUACAAGCAGCAGCAGUCAGAAGUAGAGGAUGAUCUCUUUGCAACUGAGCAUUUCUUGGUUCAUAUUUUUAAUCUUAAUGAGUAUAGCUUUAAAUUUGAUCAACGUAUUUAAUCUAAAUGCUUCCACGUGGCUACCAAAUCAAGAUUUAGAUUGUCUAUGACAUUAAACACUUGCCCUUUGAUCUUUUUCUCUUAAUUUUUUG
Molecule: messenger RNA, 4419 nt
Organism: Eutrema salsugineum
Lineage: Eukaryota; Viridiplantae; Streptophyta; Magnoliopsida; Brassicales; Brassicaceae
Product: putative WEB family protein At1g65010, chloroplastic
Biological process (GO): reciprocal meiotic recombination
Source: RefSeq, a predicted model, not a curated record